AUGGAGCGCAACGACUCUUCCGAAUCCAACCCUUGGGGUGCUGCACCCUCGUAUGCGGAGAGAAUAUCCUCUUUCCAGGUAGAACAGGAUCGCACUUACAACGAGCAGAUGGAAGAUGUACUCGCCUCACCUCCGAAGUCUCGCGCUAACGGCUUGAAUCCUGCUCGUACGUCAUCUGAUGGCACCGUUCCAGACACUGUCAACGACGACUUUGUGGCAUAUGAUGACGACGACGAUGAUAAUGGCCAAUUCGUGUACGAUGAUGCAGACGCGACACAACCUUUCAGUUCGACUCCGGAUGACAACAAUGCCUCCAUUGAUAUCGGCUCCGACAGCUACAGCGCCAAGAUGAAGGACAUCCUCGGUAGCGACGAUGAGGACGAGGUUGACACAACGACUGAGCUCAAUGGCAACUUUGAAGUGCAGUCAUCGCUCACAUCGCCCUCAUCUCCGACUACGCAGCGACGCCUCCCAAUACUAGCCGACGCUGAUGCUGCAUCCAGCUCCACACCGCGACACGCUGACGUUGCUCCCAGCGAUGAUGGGUCUUCCUUCCGUUACCCUCAUCCGUUGCCGAACGAUAUCAGCUUCGAUACCCGAUCCGCUUCUUCACACCAGCAUCAGCCGCAAUCAUCACGGCAACGUUUGCCAUCUCAGCCAUCUUCAUCUCGCAUCUUCACAUCCAGGUCUACCUCAGGGACAGGGCUCUCGCUCCUGCGCCAGUCCAACAUGAUGACAUCCGCCUCGACACCACAGCGACCCAUGGCAUAUCCGUCGCUCUCGCGCUUACGAGCAUCUGUAGGCAGGGCAACCAGCGCUUCUCUAUCAGUCCCAAAGCAUCUCCAAGUGGAGUCCGGCAGAUCCUCGGGCAAUGUCCCCGGCACACCAUCUUCGUCAUCGUCCCGUAACAAGUUGCGCUCGCCCUUGCCAUUCGAAUUCACGGCUAACGGCUUAGCUGCUGCUCAUGGUCAAUCCUCAAGAGAUGACGAUGCCUCCAGGUCGGCCAUUGCAGAGUCUUCCACAACGCAGCGUUCCAGGCAAAGCUCCUUCUCCACCAGCAUCAGUGGAUCUGUAACCGGUCACAACAAGCGUCGCCGAGCACGCGUGUCAUUCCCAUAUGGCGGCAGUCUCAAUGGCACAUCGUUGCUGCCAACGGCACAAAGUGCUGCCUCACUGCUCAGCGAUUCUGCUUCGUCCGCUUUCUCAGCGCAUCGUCUUGGCACUGCUCCCGAGGACAAUACUAGCUCGGAUGUCGCUUCGCCCGAGACUCAUCUUAAAGAGACACUAUCCAACAAGCGCGAAGAGCUUACUCGCGAUUUUGUCAAAUGGUCAGCACUGCGACGCAUUCUCGCCAAUGCAAAGUCAAGGCCCGAUGCCGCCGAUCCAAUCCCAACAGUGCUCGCUGUCGCCGGUGGUCUUAUCGCCAUUGGUACGCAAGGGGGGAGGACCAUCGUCUGCGACUUUGCACAGGAGCCUCUUGCUUCGUGUGGUCACGACGGACGUAGUUACGGCGAUGCCGUCACUGCUCUUGCCCUUUCUUCGGAUCACUCUUUCCUCGGUGUUGGUCAUGCUUCGGGCAAUAUCUUCCUCUACGACUUGUCCAACCCUAGACGUGCAGCACGACAUGUUCCACCAGUGCCUCUGUCAUCUGUCAAAGCCGGGAAGAAGGAAGGGCAUCUCUCUGGCUCUGCCAUCGUUCACAUUGGCUUUAUCGGUCUUCGUCAUACCGCCAUUGUCACUGCUGACAACAAAGGUCUCGCAUUCUACCAUGCCUUAGGCAAGAUCCUUGGCGUCAGCUCCAACGACACGCUUCGACUGCUCGGCAAGUACCCACAAUACGAGCAUGAGGACGAGCUCGGGCUAAGCGAUGGAAAGAAGCGCAAUACCAUCUUCCAGCUCAGUCCGCUGCCACUCGGCUCUCGGCCGCACGCUGCGGAUGAGACAACGUUUGUCGCCAUGAUCACACCAGCCAAGAUGGUUCUGGUAGGACUUAAGCCCUCGCCAAAGACUUGGUAUCGAAAGGUGCACAAGCAACCGGCAACAGAGAAGACGGUGGCAAGCGUCGUAACCGAAGGACCAGAAACUCAAGAGCCGGGCUGUCUUGCAUGGUACCCAGCGUCGACAGAGGUUGAUGGGAGGCGGACAAGGCAAACCAACCCCAUUCUAGCUUUUUCUUUUGGACCUACACUGCAUCUUGUCAGGCUGGUGACGAGGAAGGUCGAGCAGCGUCCAGAACCUAAAACAGCACGUGGAGGCAAUGCGGCCGCGACAAGCGUGGUCACGGAAGAGGUAGACAUGGUUGAGCUGACGGGCGAAGAUGGUAUCGAGGAGCCGGAUCACAUUAUCGCUUUGCAGUGGUUCAGUCCGGAUCUGCUCAUGUUGACGACACGGUCAGGUUUAGCGUUGUUCGACUGCCGUGCCGGCAAGGUGACAGAGCGUAUGAGAGGUGGAAGCGCUUCUGCGAUUUUGGCGAAGACCGUAGAGCAGCGAUACUAUGAUGCUGUGCUCCUUGGAAAGCCCUUCGAUCCUCGUGCAGAGACACAAGAUGAGCAUCCAACCUCGGUAGAGUCAUUAGCUGCUCGAUCUUGGGCGCUCAAUCACAGCGUUCGCAUCUCGAAAGGGUGCUCAUUCUUCUUGACCAAAUCAGAUCUUGUAGUCGGCACCCUUCUCUCUUGGGCAGACCGUCUGCUGCUCUACGUCAGUCAAGGCGAUUUCCUCUCAGCCAUCGAAUUAGCAACACUCUUCCAUCAGGACAAAUUCCUUGGCUCAGCCGUAGGUCUGCCCUCUGAGCCCAUCGAACGCACCCUCACCGUCACCAACAAACUCCGCGAGCUCAUGGCUGCGUCCGCCGAAUACGCCUUCUCUCCCGAUCGACUUACUGACUCGACCCAUGUCACGCCAGACGGUCGUGGCGUAGAUCGUACCUCCCUCUUCCAAGGUCUUGCUCGCGUUUGUGCGCGCGCCUGUCUCUCCCUGAACGACCUUGAUUUUCUCUUCAACACUCUCUACGAUAAGUACGAAGACAAUGGCAUCGAAGCCAUCUUUGUCGGGCAGAUGGAAGACUUUAUUGUCUCUGGAGAGCUGCGAACUCUGCCGAUUCCAGUGGUGCAGAGAUUGGUUGCGUUUCGAAGGGAUCGAGCCGAGUAUGGGCAGGCAGAGAGGAUUAUCUGGCAUGUGGAUCCGAAGUCGUUGGAUUUGGAUCAGACGCUGUCGUUGUGUUUGGAGAGGAGAUUGUACGACGCGUUGAUCUAUGUCUUCAAUAGUGCGUUGGAGGAUUGGGUUUCACCGAUCAUUGAGUUGCUGCACCCAUUGCGAAGGGCGAUUGUGCGCAGAAGGAAGCAGAGGAAAGAAGUGACAAGUGAGGUGGACCAGGAGGAUACCAGUGAUCCAUAUGCUCAUAUCCGAGUCGCCGACGACACCGCCGACAGUUCGGUGUUGGCAGAAGCGAAGGAGGAAGUGCCAGAGUGGGAGGCGGGAGAGAGAGAUCUUGAAGAUGCAUAUCGCGUCUUUUCAUACCUCUCCGUCAUUCUCACGGGCAACCGCUACCCGAGUCAGGAGCCGUUCGGAAUGGACGAACAAGCGAGCAAAGCCAAGAGCUCUAUCUACUCUUUCGUUUUCUCCGGCAGUUGCACAUUGUGGCCUCCCGGUCUGGGCGGUAAACUUGUGCUGUACGGUCUCAACGAUACUCAGGACGACCUCAAGCACGAGAGUCACGGGAAAAGUGAUGGCGAUCAUGAGCCUAUUUAUCCCUACCUUCGAUUGCUGUUGGAGUUCGACGCAGAGGCGUUCCUCGAUGCGUUAGAUUUGGCUUUUGAAGAUGGCUUCCUUGAUGACGAAGAUGUAGUGGGAAAGCGGAUUAGUAGACAACUUAUUGUGGAUGUGCUUCUGGAAUUGACUAGCUCGCAGGAGUCCAGCAGGCGAUCGGAAGGUGGUAAGUCUCAGACGCUGCCACUGAUGGCGAGGAUCUUUGUGUACAUCUUUGUCGCGAGGAACGCGCCCAAGUACCCGCAGUUCGUACGGCUGUCGCAGCAGAACGUGGACUUGUUGCUGCGGUCACUUGCGCUUCCUGUCGAGAAGAGCGGUGGUGAUGCGGUCUCUGUGGUGGAAGAAGAGGAGGUGAUCGACUCGACUCGAGAAGACCGCGAGCUAGCAGCUGAAUGUCUUCUCUCGCACUACAAGCCACGAUUCGACGACAACUGGUUGAACAUCUUCGAGCGCGCAUCGUUUCACCGCAUCUUGCGAUCCGCUUUCAGACAGGAGAAGAAAUGGGAUAGGCUGCUUGGGAUGUAUCUUCGAGAGCAUCUCCAGACCGAUUCCACGUUUUCAGACAGUGAAGAAGAGGGUAGCUCGAGAGGUGACGCAUUUGCUCAUUUCGAAGCAAUACUUUUCAACGCCACUCGCAAUGACACGCCAAAGAGGGAGCAGUUGCAGGCUAGACUGCACGAGCAGCUCUCGGACCACAUCAUUGAUCUGUUGGACCUAGAUGCGCUCAAGACUGCAGGGUUGCUCGAUAGGUUCUUCCCGCAGAAGCAUGGAGAGGUGUUGCAGAGGUUGGAGCAAUUGGAUGAGAAGAGGUUGCUGUUGUUCUUGCGGUGCUUUUUUGAGCCGAUGGAGGUUAGUAAAGCCGCAGCCGCACACCCGACGCUUCAGCCAAAGCUAUCCGGUAAUGAAGAGGAAGGACUUGGCUGGACCGAAGGAGGCCCAGCCGCGUGUACUAAUACCGCCUACAAUGCGGACGUUGGCAGGGCUAACGCAGAUCAUCUCGAGCAGAAAGAACGGGAAGUGUACUUCGACUUGCUCUGUCGUUACGAUCCCGAAGCGGUAGUACGCAAUCUGGACACUCGAGGCGCGACUUACUUUGACCUCGAGCGCUUGGUGCAAGUGUGCCGCAAAGGAGAUGUGGCAAUUGAUGGAUCGAGGGUGACGAGAAACAGCGAUACCGUGCUGUGGGCGCUGGAUCGAUUGGGGAGGUCGAAAGAAGCUUUCGAAGAGCUGGAUACAGCGUGCGCAAGGACGGCUGAUUCGCUCGUUUACGUUGCGGCAUCUGGGUCGGGAGGGGUCGCGGAAGAGCUUCUGGGCGAUGUCCGAAGGUGUGUCAACGUGGCUGUUCGGCUUUGUAUCGAGCGAGCGAAUGCUUUCGGUGGUGAGCAUGACAGCGAUGAUGAAGACCAACCCGCAAUCAAGGCAAAGCGGCAAGGAGAGAAGUUGGACACCGACGAAGUGUGGUAUCGUCUUCUGAGGAGUUUGGUGCGGUUGGUACACGAUGUUGCCCGCCUAGGUGCUUCUGCUUCCGAGAGCGACGAAAUACAACGACCGAAGCAACUACUCCACGGAGUCCGGGACAUUGUUCAAGACACACUUUCGGACCUCAUUUCUUCUACAGCAGCUGAAGCUGUUUCCUUCCCAGCGCUUUUUAGACGACUCACUGGUUCUCAGACCGACGACAAGUCGAAUGGAGAGGCAGAAAAAGAAGCAGGCGUUGCAGAGUACUACGCAGAAAUACGGUCUGUUCUCGACGGCAUGCUUUCAGCUUACCAUCUGCGAUCAGAACUGCUGGCGAUCACAAACAAGCUUUUUGACAGAGACACUUUCCAUCAGUUCCGCAGGUUGCAUGCUCAAAGGAAACAUGGGUGGAGACCGGCGGGUGGGGCAGCUGCUAGAUGUGCUGGAUGUGAGGUGCUGCUCAUCGGUCCUAAGCGCGGCUUUGCAGCCGAGUCCAGCAAGAAUUCUCCUGCAAACGGUGCGAUAACAGUCACUUCACCCGUCACUUCACCAGAGCCAACAAGCCAGCUCACCCGAGCGCCUUCAUUUUCCGCCCCCUCCCCGAGCAGAAAAGCCAGUUCAAGCCUAACACCAACAGCGUCGCUGCUACAACCUCGUCGACGAGCCAAGUCUCCGUAUGACGAGAAGGCUGCACCUCUGGCCUCACCGCGCACAGAUAAAGGCAAAGGAGUGGUCAGAUCCGCUUCAACCGAGUUCCAGCUGAAUGGCACCACUCCAGGUGCAAGUGGGUUCAACAGGAGGAUGGGGAGCGAAAGUAGCGUUGCUUCGCUCAGCGAGGUAGAUGGAUACUUUGGAAGCGAAGCAACGGAGCGUAGACCUUCGAAUGUGGUUAUGAAGCGAAGCAAUUCGAUUGCUAGUACUAUAGGGGUUAGUCUGAGGAUCAAUGAUGGGCCGGAGUGGAGGGGAAGUUUGGCGACUGAGAUCGAGGUGGAUGAGGCCACAGCCGAGAACGACGAAAAGGUUGAGGAAGAGGAUGGAGAUGGGACGAUUACUGCUUUCCCCACCAAAGCUCAAGCGAAUGCGUGGAUGGGAGAGGGAGCGGGUGAGGUCUCGUUUGAUGUAGAUGGGGCGAUGGGAGUAGGUGAAGGGAAUGAGCAGGAGAGAAUCGUGGUUCAAAAAUCUGGCCUGGUCUAUCAUGAGAGCUGUUGGAAGCGAUUGCACCCCUCUUCAGAUUCUGGUGAUCUUUGA
Molecule: messenger RNA, 6471 nt
Organism: Ustilago hordei
Lineage: Eukaryota; Fungi; Basidiomycota; Ustilaginomycetes; Ustilaginales; Ustilaginaceae
Exons: 1
Coding region: 1-6471 (2156 amino acids)
Biological process (GO): protein targeting to vacuole; endosomal vesicle fusion
Cellular component (GO): HOPS complex; late endosome
Molecular function (GO): protein binding
Source: RefSeq, a predicted model, not a curated record